AUGACAACACCUAUCCCUAUUGAGGAAGAUUGUUGUUGUUCUCCACGGAAAGGAGGAAAACAAGUUGUACACAACUGUACAGGUGGAUAUGAAUCUGUUUCCUAUCCCUCUUUUCCAGGUAGAUCUUUCGAGUGUGAAGUUUGUAGAAGCAGAAGCUCUACAUGUUCAGGACAUCGUCAGCGGUGUAAUAGAACUCAAACCAUCUGUGCUGUAAUGUUAGUAGAAAACACACAUGAAGGAAAACCACAAUUGUAUGCAAUAAAAUCCUGUGCGGAGAGAAAAAUGUGUAAUCCGCCUUUUCAGUCUCUGAAUAUGGGCCGAGGGAGAUAUGAACGGUCAAAGGUCAUUUGUUGUGAGGGAAACAACUGCAAGAAGGCUGUUGCUCGAUUCCAACCAGGGUUCAUCAUGCCCAAUGGGAAGCAAUGCCCAGCCUGCUUUGCCAAAAGCCGUUCUGAAUGUGGAACAGCCAGAGUGGAUUGUUCUGGAGAUGAAUACUACUGCAUGGAAGUAAUGCAAAGCAUUACAUUAGGUAAAUCCAAAUUUCUAGACUUGUAA
Anolis sagrei ordinatus is the source of this 555-nucleotide messenger RNA. The record is from RefSeq and is a predicted model, not a curated record. NCBI's taxonomy places the organism in Eukaryota, Metazoa, Chordata, Lepidosauria, Squamata, Anolidae.